Messenger RNA from Cantharellus anzutake, 1417 nucleotides. RefSeq lists its product as uncharacterized. The transcript has 7 exons. Lineage: Eukaryota; Fungi; Basidiomycota; Agaricomycetes; Cantharellales; Hydnaceae. Bases 140 to 1384 code for a protein of 414 amino acids. The record is from RefSeq and is a predicted model, not a curated record.
CUGGGGAUAAGCCAGGGGAGACAAUAACGUGCCCCAACUUCACUCCCAUCUAUGCCAGCAAUCCCUUUCAGACCCACACGCAUGUCCUCUCAAGCCCAGACUCUGAAGUCUUGGUUCAGGGAAAACUCUUAACGGGAAAAUGCCUGGCGUGGUUGAAAUGGUGUACCAUCAUGUAUUUGACCUUCCUCUGCCCCUUGGUGACACCAGAAGAAAGUAUUUCACGGGACUGCGGCAAUUUGGGAAACCUUUCAUGAGCAUCCCUACUCUGCGGCAGAUGUUGGAGACCGCAUAUGAUGUCAUGGAAGUGUUGCGGAAUUUACGUUUCGAAUCCCAAAUCCUACAUCGCGACAUUAGCAAAGGGAGUGUUCUUUAUAUUGAUGAUAAGUCACCCCCGACGACAAUUGCCUGUAGUACUCCACAUGCCAACUUUGGUGGAGCAAGCCAGGCGGUUACAGUCACUGCCACAGGCUCAUCCCUUUGCUUCAUUAAGUAUCUCCUCAAUGAGAGCUGUGAUCCCUGCGAAACAUCGGCACUGCUCAUUGAUUUCAACCAUGGUGAACAUCUUACAAGAAAACAGAGUCUUGAGCACAAGCGAACUGAACGAACGGGCACCCCUGUCUUCAUGGCCUGUGCCCUUCAACUGAGGAAACCAGUGCCACUUCACAUUCCCUCGAUUCUCGCUGCAGUACCUCAUAGUCCUGAACCCUAUACUUUGGCCCACCCGGACCGUGUUGCUAAAUUCCCAUCCACACCACCUAGAAUGCUCAUCAACCACCCGGGUGAUUGUAACAAUCGUGAAUGGAGGCAUGAACUUGAUCACGACACGGAGUCUAUCUGGUGGUUACUCCUUUACUGGACGGUGACUGUGCAACCCAAAGGGGAGCCAGAUGAAUUCAUUGCUCACUCCACCUGGUCGCUUUUAACAGGAGAUCGUUGGGAUAGACUGAUUCGUGACCUGGCCAGCGGGCCCGGAGAGCCGGACGAGGGCACUGGGACCGACAUCCACACCCUCUACUACAAACCACUGCGGCCUUUGCUUGUCAGGCUCGCCGAGAUUCUUGUCAUUGACAGAUAUUGGCUGGAGGACUCUGAAACGCGAAAUGCACCACAAUAUGUUAGCGAGGCAUUUCAACGUUUGAUCCUCCAAUUUAUCCUUGACAAUCGUAAGGCGGAUUUCAUGGUGCGCCAGGUUAAAGAGCGCCCCCGUCGAGUUGAAAAGGGCUCGCAAGAGCCAAGCCAUUCUGCUACAGCCAGCCAGAGGAGGAAUGCUGAGGAGGAGCACAUCACGCAGCCUGCCAAGGAGGUAACGGAGGACAGUGCACAUGGGGGUGAAGAUAUGGAUUGGUCUGCCAACAAAGGGUUUAUAAAGUCGAAUAAUAUGUAAUCCCUGUCAACAAGCAUGUAAUAUAAUUUGUUC